UUUAAUGAAACACCCGAAUACUCUAAGCGGGAACGCAGGAGCCGACGGACCGUCCUGUUUGCGCGAGAAUGGCGCCCAGCGACCUGUCGGAGUGGAUGGAAACAUAGUUUUAUUGGCAUAGGAAGGCUGCGUGCUUCACCACUUCUAUUUGGACAAGAGGCGCAAGGUCGAACCGGGCACCCCUUAAAGCUCCAGGACUCUGGGCAAGAUACCGGUAUUUCAAGAGACAUUGCUGAACUGCCAUGGAAGGCCAGAGACGGCCCAAGACGAUCCGCGGACGAGGACCUGCGCGACCAUCUCACCUCGGGCCCCUGAUUCCCGCGUACGCAAAUACAGAAGAGGAACUUCGUCAUCAGCCAUUCAGGACCAUGUCACAGCGGAACUCACGUCCACUUAAUUUGUAUUCAUGCGUGCCGCGAGUGCAAACUCGACCGGGGAAGCAGUCGUAUGGAAAUUUCCAGGGCGCCGUUCGUCAUCCGCCAUCCUGCGUGGAAACCCAUUAUGCUAGUUCGGCAUGCCGACGAGACGAACAAGUCAUUCAUCAACCAAACACACCUUACAGGGCUCAAUAUGAACACUUGUAUCGUUCCUUUAAAGCAAGGCAGGAAAGAGAGCAUUUCCAACAGCCAUGUGCUCCUUACGGGAGCGUGCGUGCCGGACCUUACGCCUUGGCACCGGAGCAACUUGGACACUGGCAGGAAGAACAGUUGUUUCGUCAACACCCCAGUGGACCGUAUACAGAAACCACAUGUGCGCGGCAAGGCGCCUUAUAUCCGAGUGGCGUCUAUUCCUACCGAGAACCACCUUUGGAUGCAAUGAUGAGACAGAGAAACGUGGAGGAGCUAUGGCCUGGGUGGGCACCAAGCGCUGACAAUCAGCAGCUGUGGCUUAGAACGCCAGUCACCGAGUCAGGAACAAGAGUGGACCAAAGAGCUUUGCCGCUUAUCAGUGAAAUGGCAUGUGCAAACUACCAACCGCCAGUGAGCCAGACAGCGUCAAUAGCUGUAAGUCCGCUGAAACUGGAAGAGUUGCCUCUGGAACUGCAGGAGGAGCUGGCAUCAUUCGAGCAAUUAUGGGUGUCACUUACCGACGCGUGGUUUGGCAUUCUGCAAGAGCCGACUUAUAGCUUGGGUGCUUGGCCGACGUUAAAUCAGGUGAUUAAAAAGUUGAUGCAGUCAGUGGUCGCAGAUUACAGGGACGAGCAGGCUAACUUCUCACAGGAUACGACCAUCUGGCAGACACCAUAUUCUGUCACGCGUAGCCAAGAAUGGGAAGAAUCGGAUAGCGAUACUCAACUGCUGAACCCGGAGAUGCCGCAGUCGUCAGCGAGCCUCAGUGGCUGGCAAAAGGAAUGCUUUCCUACAAAUCUCCCUUCUCGCGGCGAACACUGCGCGUUCAGCCCUCCUGAACAAGAGUGGACCAAAGUGCUUAGCCGCUUAUCAGUGAGAGAGAAUAUCCCAGAAAUUCAAAAAUAUACUGGAUCCUCCGGCAAGAAACCAUCAAUGGCAGUUGACUUGGAUCAAACAUUGCAGGGAAAGAGCACUGAACUUGCGUCAGCCAACUUUGGAAAAGUAGAGGUCAACGUGAUGGAGUCAAGAAAUCCAGCUAUCACGACACAAAGAGAUGCGCAACAGUCUCACAAUCCACUGGUCGAAUGUGAGAUGCCCCUCUUGGAUAUCACAUUUGAGACACAUUCUGACAAUCCUUCGCCAGCUUUGGCGCAAGAAGCAUCAAUGACAAAGCCACAAAACCGAGAAAGAUCGGGACAGGGGACCAAGCGGCCUCUACGAAAGAAUCGUCUAAAGAAAGCAGCCUCUCUGGCGCCUGGGUAACCAAGCUGCACGGCACGCAACUUCCUCGUUUUCUGGGAAAGGCUCUUCAGGCACUCGUUGGACUGUAGCAUGUAUAUAUGCGAAACCUUCUUUCAAAUGACUUCGCCACGUUGCUAUACCUCGUAAAGAAAUCCUGUGCCCUUGCGUCGACAACUCACGACGAAGAAUGAAUUGUCUGGCAUGGAAAUCACCGAAAUCACAGCAACUUGAAUAUAAGGAUUUGGCCGCAGGAGCUAUGAAGACACGUGGUUAACACGACUGUCCGCUAAAGGUCAUGUCUAUGUGCUGGCCGAAGCAAGUGAUCUCUAGCCGUCUUUUACCUCAAUGACAUUUUUAAUCGUCAUGACGAAUAAAGGGUCUGAUCAUUUCACUUGUU
This is a messenger RNA of Dermacentor silvarum, 2208 nucleotides long. RefSeq lists its product as uncharacterized. NCBI's taxonomy places the organism in Eukaryota, Metazoa, Arthropoda, Arachnida, Ixodida, Ixodidae. The record is from RefSeq and is a predicted model, not a curated record. The coding region runs from base 243 to 1832 and encodes 529 amino acids. The transcript is spliced from 2 exons.